UAAUAUGAUAUCUCACAUUUUUAUUUGUUUUUAUUAUAAUAUUAAUACUAUUUAAUUGAUAUAUAAAUGGAGGAUAAUUGUAACAGUAGUUUAGUUGCAUUUCUGUGAUUUCAUUUUUAAUAUUUGAACAAUUACUACUUUACUCAAUUCAAAUUUAAUUAAGAUACUUUUAAAACACAAUGAAGACAUUCAAUGUAUGCGGGGUUGUGGUGAUAGCAUAUAUUAUAUGUGCAACAGUUAAUUGUAAUGUAUAUCAUAAUGCUACCAAACCAAAUAAUGAGUGGUGGUCUAACACAAUAAUUUAUCAAGUAUAUCCAAGAUCGUUCAAAGACAGCAAUAAAGAUGGAAUUGGUGAUAUAAAAGGUAUUACUCAAAAACUUGAUCAUUUUGUUGAUCUUGGCAUUGAAACAUUGUGGGUUGGUCCAUUUUUCAAAUCUCCCAUGGAUGAUAUGGGAUAUGAUGUAGAAGACUUUUACAUGAUAGAUCCUAUGUUUGGAACGAUGAGUGAUUUAGAAGAAUUAAUUUUUGAAAUGAACAAGAGAAAUCUCAAACUGAUAAUAGACAUCAUACCUAACCAUUCGAGUUACAAGUGUGAGUGGUUCCAAAAAUCCAUCAAACAAGAAGGAAAGUACAAAGAUUAUUACAUGUGGCGUAACGCUUCGAAUCAAGACGAAGUACUCACUAACUCGUCAGUUACACCAAUAGCACCUAAUGCUUGGGUGAGUCUAUUUGGAGGUCCAGCCUGGCGAUGGAAUGAAGAACGAAAACAAUUCUACUUGCAUCAAUUUAGUAAAGAACAGCCAGACUUUGACUUGAGAAAUCCUGAUGUUAAGCAACAAAUUUUAGACAUAAUGGAAUUUUGGUUGGAUAAAGGCGUUAGUGGAUUCCGAUUAGAUGCUCUCAAGUAUGUAUAUGAAAAUAUAUCACUACCCGAUGAACCAUUUGUGCCUGGAGGAACUAAUAUAAGCGACUACAUGGACAUUGAUCACAUAUACACAACAGAUCAACCUGAAAUAAUUGAUACUGUAAAAGAAUGGAGAGCUUUCAUAGAUAACUAUUCAAAAUCUAAAAACUCAUCGUUUCCUAGAUUGUUGACAUCAGAAUCGUAUUCAGACCCAAGUAUAUUAAUGGAAUAUUACGGCAACUCGUCGGUACCAGGUGUUCAAGUUCCAUUUAACUUGGCAUUAGUGAGAUUCCCAAAAGAUGAUCAUAUAGUUGAAUCCAUAGAUACAAUUAUACAUGAUUGGAUGAUAAAUUUACCAGAAAACGCGGUUGCCAACUGGGUGAUUGAAAAUCAUGACAAUUUAAGAUUGGCGUCGAAAUUUGGUGCUGAAACGGUACAAAUGUUUACUGCGUUGAAAUUAGCCCUCCCCGGUGUAGAUGUAACAUAUUAUGGUAGUGAAAUUGGUAUGGAAGACAACAUGUAUUUGAGACCCGAACAAGUAACAGACACCAAUUUGGCAGGUGGCCCGAAAGUAGCAAGACCUAGAGAUUACCAAAGAUGUCCAAUGCAGUGGGACGAUUCGAUUAACGCAGGUUUUACCGAAGAGAAAAAAUCAUGGUUACCAGUAAAUCCAAAUUACUAUAGACUGAAUGUCGAAGCACAGAAAAAAAUACCAACUAGUAACUAUAAUUUUUACAAGAAAAUGUCUCAACUUCGACAAACCGAUACGUUAAAAAACGGCGAUCUCCAGACGUUUAAUAUUACCAAAUCGAUAUACAUUUUAAAGAGGUCACUAAUAGGACACGAAUCAUACAUAGUCGUAUCCAACUUUGGCAGUGAAAGUGAAACAGUCAUCUUAUCCAAUGCCAUACGAAAUCUUAAGAACGAGUUAUUCGUAUAUUUAGGAAGUGCAAAUUCUGCAUACAAUCCCGGAAGUGUAGUAUCUACUAUUUCAAUUGGAUAUCCAUUACAAUUACGACCACAGUCAGUAGUUGUAUUAACAGAUAAAUAUAUCGAACCUGAAUCACCCGUGUACAGUGCUAGUAGUGUUAUAAAAUUCAAUACGAAAUUAAUUAGUUUACUUUGUCUUUUUAUACUUGCAAAAUGUAUUUUAUAAAUCUAUGUACCUAUCCUAGUUUUUUUUGUAAUUAUGUUAUAAUUUUAGUAUUUGUAAUAUAUAUUUAUUGUAAAAAUAUCGUUUGAAUUUUAGUUAUUCGUAAUAUUAAAGAUAUCUAAUUUCAACA
Molecule: messenger RNA, 2187 nt
Organism: Aphis gossypii (cotton aphid)
Lineage: Eukaryota; Metazoa; Arthropoda; Insecta; Hemiptera; Aphididae
Product: maltase 2-like
Exons: 11
Coding region: 180-2060 (626 amino acids)
Biological process (GO): carbohydrate metabolic process
Source: RefSeq, a predicted model, not a curated record